CCACCACACACGGAAUAUAAUUUCACAAUAAAAUCACCAAGAAAUUGGAAAAAUAAUACAUCUCGGCAUCCACAGCGAUUUUGUUUGUAGAAAAAACAAAUAUUAGCUGCAUGAAACGGCCAAAGUUAGAGUGCCCACCAUCCUUACCUUCCACCCCUAACUUAGCAAAAAUCUGCUCAUUUUCAGCUAAUCAUUUCAUCUUAUUAAUUCCUCAUGAUCAUUCCUAUGUAAAUCCAUCAACUCUCUCCUCAUUAAAUCAGAUGUAGACUUGCCAUCAAUUCAUCAUUUUCUCUAUUUUCACCAUCUUCGAUCGAAAGUCCAUAAUUCCCAAUAUAUUGCUUUUCUGAUCAAUGGAGCAAGCAAGAUAUUGGAACAUAUGGGCUAAGAGGAAACCCGAUUCGAAUACUCAUCAUAUUCUUGCACCCGCAGCCGCCAUGAAUUCUUACGGCGAUUCGUGGGAAGAACAGGCUUUUGCAGAAGAUGCAGCUGGAACACUUGGAGGCUGCGUUUGGCCUCCCAGAUCUUAUUCUUGCAGCUUUUGCAGAAGAGAAUUCAGGUCAGCGCAGGCUCUUGGUGGUCACAUGAAUGUCCACAGGAGAGACAGGGCUAGAUUGAAACAGUCUUCAAUUUCUCCAACUGAAGUUGUACCUCAAAAUCAUGCUCUCAACACUUGUGCCUCUUUUGAUGCUCCAUACUCAUCUCAGAUAUGUACUUUCUCGUACAAUAACCCUAACCCUGAAUUUUCUGAUAGGGGGCAAUUGGUUUCAACCCCCAGUUCUCAUGUCAUUAGGGUUUCAUCUCCACCCGCUACAAAAGUUAUAAAUAGCGAGGAGAAGAUGUCAACCCUUUGUUUCUUUUCACCUCUUGUUCAGAAAACCCAUAAGGAGAAUAUAGUUUCAUCACAUCCUCCAUCAUGGUCGAGCUUUGUUGCUGGAAAGAGAGAUCAUGAUUUGGGUUCAGUCAAGAAUCAUGAAGAGAACAAAUCGACUACUGUCGAGCCAGACUCUAGGGCUGAAAAAGAAGACUGCGUUACGGAAGAUUUGUCGAUGAGCUUGAAUUUGGUGGUUUGUCGAGCGCAAACGAACACAUCUAGCGAUGAGGAAGUAGCGAGUUGCAAGAGAAGGAGAAUAGAAGAAAAGCCCUUGAGUUUCUUCCCAAAAUUGAGUCGUACUGUUGAUAGAUGUGUUUCACCGUCAGAGGUGUUGAAACUGCGUCCUGGUUCUGCUGAGGACCUGGAUCUUGAGCUCAGGCUAGGUGAUGCUCCUAAGGUGAAGUAAAACUGCAAACAAAUUAAGACUUGCACCACUUUGCUAAUUACUUUGUAUGUGUUUAUUUCAGCAGAAUUAAAAGCUUAAUUAUCUCCUCUCCUUUUAUUAAUCUUGAUUAGAGAUGCCAAUUAAGGCCUCUUAAAUCUCUUGAAUAUUACUAUGAUUUAAUUUCUUCCCCAAAUUCAUGUGGAAUUUGAAGUUUGUAUUAGUAAAUGAAAUGCUAAUUAAUGUAUGUCCCGAAACACUAAAUUAAGCAUGUGUAGAGUCUUUUUCACAUAAAUGAGAGGGAGAAGACUGCAAAAGUUGAGAGAGUCCAUCAGCUUGAUCUUCAUUCGUAUAUACAGAUAGUUGAAUUUUGGGUCAUUAUGUCUUUUAUUCCUUUUGCCCCCCAAGAAAAUUUGUCAGUAAUGUAUGCAAAAAUCCUUGGUAGUUUACAGUUGCAUGUGUCGUCUGAAAUAAAGGAAACUGUUAGUGUAGUGGAUGAGGCUAUCUAUGAUCAGUGGGGAGUUGUUAUUGAAGUUCUUAUAGCUAGAUAUAUAGCUAGGAGGAUAUAAGUAAUUAGCCCAAGAAUCUAUAUUUUUCGACAUCAACGUAUAUUGUUGUUAAUUACGCGUUAUUAUCACAGAUUUUUGUUUGAAAAGGUUAGCAGCUAUCUCAAGAAACAAGUUCAUUUAGUCAUCAUCUUUCACAUAGAUCGAAGAGUCUGUCACUUAAAACUCAUCAUUAUCUAUGUUCGUCUUAAUUGCCUGACUAGCCACUUCCGGCAAGAUUUACAAGGACUAUUUUGUUGUAAUAUAUGUUUUUAUUUUAUGUCACAUAUUAGGAGUCUCUCUCAGUCUGUGUGUGUGUGUGAGAGAGAGAGAGAGAGAGAAAUGAGGAGUCUGUUGGAGAGAUGAAGAAACUGAGUGAAAAGUGCAUGGAAUGCAGUGAGCAAACAGCUACUUCCCCAGUCAUGAUCAGUACUGACAUGUUUGUAUCAGUAUAUGUUCAUCUCUAAAAACUAAGCUCCGGAGGAAGGAAGACAGAGAUGUAGGUAGUAGGGAAUUUUUCAUUUUAAAGUACAUGGAUCCUUUGUAUUAUUAUGAUAUGAUUCAUGUGGAGGGAGGGAGCAUAUAAGUCCGUCCAUGCACUUGCCUUCUCUUGUUUCGCUUUUGCUGAUGGAUGAUCUCUCAAA
Molecule: messenger RNA, 2442 nt
Organism: Sesamum indicum (sesame)
Lineage: Eukaryota; Viridiplantae; Streptophyta; Magnoliopsida; Lamiales; Pedaliaceae
Gene: ZFP10
Product: zinc-finger protein 10
Source: RefSeq, a predicted model, not a curated record